Vanessa tameamea is the source of this 1774-nucleotide messenger RNA. It is a transcript of the gene Wnt10, whose product is annotated as protein Wnt-10a. Gene Ontology annotation, biological process: multicellular organism development; cell fate commitment; canonical Wnt signaling pathway. Bases 622 to 1746 code for a protein of 374 amino acids. The transcript is spliced from 6 exons. Gene Ontology annotation, molecular function: frizzled binding; cytokine activity. The record is from RefSeq and is a predicted model, not a curated record. NCBI's taxonomy places the organism in Eukaryota, Metazoa, Arthropoda, Insecta, Lepidoptera, Nymphalidae. Gene Ontology annotation, cellular component: extracellular region.
ACCUCUUUGUGAACACACGGCCGCCUAAUACUCAUCAGUGUAACAGUUUUCUGCCGAAAUAUCGAGUAAUAAUUGCGUAAACAAGGAUAAUGAGAGUAGGUGGAGCCGGUAGGCGUCCGCACGCCCCUCUAACUUUUUUCUCGACGUCUGGGCGGCGCGAAGAACACGCCUCGAGACCCACGCGCUCGAACGCGUCCGCCAAACACGCUCUAUAGACAAGCCGACGGCACCGCGCCGACGGCCAGCCACCGACGUAAACAAACGUUUUAAUACGAUCAUGCGAAAAAGUGGUGAAACGAAUCGAAUACCUAAACCUCAGGCAGGACGGUGACAGAUCGAAUCGACCCAUUCGUCUAAUUAGCGUCGCUCCUAACGACCGUAAUCGGACGACUUAUCGCCGUUUUAAUUGACUUUCGAUGCGGAGUAAACGCUUUUUGCAACUAUGCGAAAAUUUUGAACGAUGCAUUCGAACCGGUUUUAAAAUAUCCGAAUGGAAUUGAGUGACCAAAUGACAUUUUGUGCUUCGAUCCGUAUCGUGUUUUGAGGCGAUAUUUUCGCGGGCGAUUUUAAAUGAUCAUCGUAAACGAUGAACCCUAAAAUAGAAGAUGUAGUGCUGCCAACAUGAAAAAACUGAAAGUUACUGUCGAUGAAAAACACAGAAUGCCCAAAACGCAUACGACAUCCAUAUAUUUUAUGCUGUUAUUAUUUUUCAAAAUGGCGAGUUCCAGAGAUAGCAUUCUCGCCCACCAGCUCAAGCUGAGCUCAAGCCUCACAUGCCGUCUCAUUGGCGGCUUAACCAGAGAACAGAGAACUGUGUGCCACGGGUCUCCUGACACAGCGGCCAUAGCUUUCGAAGGUCUACAAAUGGCGGUCAAGGAAUGUCAGCACCAAUUUCGAUGGCACAGAUGGAACUGCUCUAGUCUGUUAACAAAAAGUUCCAAUCCUCAUGCUAGUGGCAUUAUGAAAAGAGGUUUCCGUGAAACAGCAUUCCUAUACGCGUUGACAGCAGCGGGAGUGGCACACUCUAUUGCACGCGCCUGCGCACAAGGUCGCUUGCUCUCUUGUGGCUGCGACCCUCUCGGCUACCGUGCCUCCCAUGACCGAGGGCGAGCUAGAGCGAACAAGUGGGAGUGGAGCGGCUGCUCCCAUAACUUGGCAUAUGGUGUCGAAUUCUCGAAGAAGUUUCUGGACAUCCGAGAGCAAGUUGAUGAUCUGCAGUCGAAGAUAAACGUACAUAACAACAAUGCUGGGAGAUCUAUAUUAGCGUCGCAUAUGGAGGUACGCUGUAAAUGUCACGGUCUAUCCGGGAGCUGUCAAUUGCGAACGUGCUGGCGGGCCGCACCAGAUUUCAGGGUUGUGGCUUCGAGUAUCAAACGACAGUAUCGAAAGGCGCUUAUCGUGGCCCAAGAAGAAUUGAACAACGAUCCCUCAAUACUUCGAGGUCGACCACGAGGUAGAAGGCGAAGUCGAGCGAGACCAGCUCCGAAGACAAGUUUGUUGUUCUUAGAAAAAUCUCCUAGUUUUUGCGAAGUUGACCCUAAAAUGGACUCCGCUGGAACAUCAGGACGCGUAUGCCGUAUUGGCAGAACAUCCCGGACUGGUUCCUGUGACUUACUCUGCUGCGGGAGAGGACACGCACUCAUCAGAAAGUCCAGCAUCAAACCAUGCAACUGCACCUUCCACUGGUGCUGCAGAGUCGACUGUCAGAAAUGCCAGGACGAUAAAUGGGUUGCCAUAUGCAAAUAAAUAACCUAUAAUAUAAUAAAAUAAAAUA